AUGCAGCUCAUCAAAGAAAACCAGAUUGAUCUGACCAUACCCCCAGUGGAAAUCGGAGAAACUGAAGAAGUCACCCAUGAAAUAGUUACAACGUCUUUGACUAAAGCCGUUCGAUUACUUUCAGCCAUCCAAGCUCACGAUGGCCACUGGCCUUCAGAAAAUUCAGGUCCAUUGAUUUAUACAACUCCCAUGAUCAUUGCUCUAUACCUCACCGGAACACUCAAUGUUGUCCUAUCGCCAGAACACAUGAAGGAGAUUAUCCGACACAUUUACAAUCAUCAG
Messenger RNA from Ilex paraguariensis (yerba mate), 282 nucleotides. The record is from the annotation of a GenBank genome assembly. Lineage: Eukaryota; Viridiplantae; Streptophyta; Magnoliopsida; Aquifoliales; Aquifoliaceae.